Messenger RNA from Linum trigynum, 2524 nucleotides. NCBI's taxonomy places the organism in Eukaryota, Viridiplantae, Streptophyta, Magnoliopsida, Malpighiales, Linaceae. The record is from the annotation of a GenBank genome assembly.
ACUUAAAUUACAUUUUUCAUGCUAUAAACACAUGUGAUUUGGAAGUUUGACUGGUCUUUGAAAGGUUUAUUAAACUUUUAGUUAAGAGUAGGGCUAAUACCACUGGAAAUACCAUCCUUUAGAGAAAGUGCCAUUUAUAUUAUAUCGUUUUCGAAAACACAAAAAUAUUCCAAUCUAUUAAAGGUUUGUGUCAUUUGUGUUACGCGAAUUUAUGUUGACCGUUAGAAUUGACGGUUGACCUGACGGUGGCCCACUUUGUGUCCACGUAGGCGACACGUGGAUGUCAUGUUGGAAAAAAUGCUUUAAAAUUUUAAAAAUACUUUUUAACAAGAACAGCAACACACCAAAAAAAAAAAACCUCUCCUUCUUCUUUCACACAAACAUCGAUCGAUCCCUCCAAUUUUUCGUUUUUUUGUGCGUCCCUGGUUUUCUCUGAUUAACAGCGCAUUCCUCCUCCCCCAAAAUUGAAACCUAAAUCCGGCCACCGCCAUGCCAUCCCUCAAAACCAGCAUGGCCGCUGCUUCCUUCUCCUCCAAACCCUACAAAUGGCCUCGCUCCUCUUUCCGUCCUUCCCCUUCUCCCAAUUCCUCCGCCGCCGCCGCCAUCCCUCGUCCAUCCCCUUCCUCCGCCGCCGCACCGCCGUCGCUCUGUUCGGCCCAGAUCAGUUGCGGCAGAGCGUGGCGCAGGAUACCACCCUGCGCACACCUCGCUCCUUUUAAUGAUUCCCGGUACCCAAUCGUCGUCUUUAACCCCCCCUCCUCCUCUGAGUCCUCUCUGCAAGUGGCGAAGCUUUGGACGGCGGCGACGCUGGAGCUUAGGAAGGCCCCAAUCUCCGCACCCUGCAAAUCGAUCCAAACGCAGAGACCUACAGUUCAUCGGGGACGCCGACAUAGAGAGGUGGAGAGAGAGAUAGGAAACCGAAGGAUGGUGGGUCGACAGGGACAAGGGAUGGGGUGGGGGAAUGGGAGUGAAUAAAUGGGAUCUUGGUUUCGGGUUUCUCAAUCAAACAACCGCCACUUGCAAAGAGGACUCAGAGGAGGAGGGGGGUUAAAGACGAUGAUGGGUAAUCGCCGGGGAGAGCAGAGCAGGGGCGGAGGCGACGAUUCGACAGCUCCGCUCCUCCGAUCUCACUCCCAGCAACGAUCCGACUUCUUCGCCUCUACUCGCACGCCGAUUGAUUCCGCCCAGCUCGUCGAUUUAGGGAAAUUUUUUCCCUAUGCGAAGCUAGGGUUCUUCUGUGUUUCGCAGUGGAGGAAGAGGGGAAAGAUUGAGAAUGAAAAGAGUAAAGGGGAGCCCGAGUCGGUUUUCACUUUUACCUUGGUUUUUUUCCCCAGUAAAUAAACCACGUCAGCAAGCCACGUAGGAUCCAAGUAAGCGCUGACUGUGCGUUGAAAAGUCGCACAGUUAUGUUUAACGCCCAACUAACAGAGAAGACAUUUUAGUAUACAAAUGGCAUUUCGAAAACGAUGUAAUAUAAAUGGCACUUUCUCUAAAGGAUGGUAUUUCCUGUGGUAUUAGCCCUUAAGAGUAUCAUAAUUGUAUCACAAAUUAUGAGAUGAUCAAGGUGAAAAUCAUAACAAAAGGAAGUCAAAUUUUUUUCUGAAUUUGAUUCAGAUUCUUUCAUCACAUAAAAAGAAUUGUUAUCAAAUUUAGAAUGCAAAACUAUCUACCGAUAAAGAUAUAGGUAUUUUUGUCAUUAAAGAAAUUUAUAGCAGGGUAAGCAUAUGAUAUAUGAUGUUUGCUUAUAACAAGGACAAACAUCAUAGCACAUUAUCAACUAUUUGUCAAGAAAAAAGGAACUUAAGCUAGAAAAACAACUAAUGCCCUGCUUUGGACCACAUCAAAGUUCUUGCAUUUCUUUACAAAUCCCUCUUUGGUCACAUCAUAUUAUCCAAAAAAAUUAACGGAGGGGGAGAUAUAUUAAACAAAAAGAAUACAAUCGUUUAUGGAGAGGGAAACAUAUAUUAUUGUAAUUUGCUUUUUAUAAUGGUUUGCUAGGUAGAUAAGAACCUCAGCUCCGAAACCGACAAAAAUGGGAUUAGCAAGUGACAAAAGUUGGAUGGUAUAGAUUUAGGGUUGAGACUUUAUAUUCAACUCAAUGAUCCAAAUGAAAUGUAUUGGUAUCUUAAAUUUCAGAAAAGUUUUGCAUUUGCAAUCUUUAUAAUUUUCAUGGAUGUGAUAACAAAGCAUAAGUUACAUGUGCAAGGCUAAAUGAUAUGUUUUAGUUUGGUUAUUUAAACUAAUUUUAACUGAGCAAAAAGAAUAAAAUUAUUCGAUUGGAUUUAAUUGAAAGUAUAAACAAAACUAUCUCACGACAUAAAACUUUCUUUCAUAUGAUAACAAAGCAUAAGAUACAUAUGCAAGGCUAAACUUUCUUUCAUAUCAUCUAGCCUUGCAAUCUUAAUAAUUUUCAUGGAUGUGAUAACAAAGCAUAAGAUACAUGUGCAAGGCUAAAUGAUAUGUUUUAGUUUGGUUAUUUAAACCAAUUUUAACCGAGCAAAAAGAAUAAAAUUAUUAGAUUGGA